Batrachochytrium dendrobatidis JAM81 is the source of this 414-nucleotide messenger RNA. RefSeq names its product TRAPP subunit TRS20. The coding region runs from base 1 to 414 and encodes 137 amino acids. The record is from RefSeq and is a predicted model, not a curated record. Gene Ontology annotation, cellular component: TRAPP complex; cytoplasm; nucleus. Lineage: Eukaryota; Fungi; Chytridiomycota; Chytridiomycetes; Rhizophydiales. The transcript has 4 exons. Gene Ontology annotation, biological process: endoplasmic reticulum to Golgi vesicle-mediated transport.
AUGUCAACAAACUCUUACUUUGCCAUUGUUGGCACAAAGGACUCUCCGCUAUACGAGGCUGAGUUUGGUCCUAUUUCUCGCGGUGAAAAGGAUGAUCUACGCCAUAUGAAUCAGUUUGUGGUCCAUGCUGCUUUGGACGUGGUGGAUGAACUUAUGUGGGGAACUCAGGCAAUGUACCUCAAAGUAGUCGAUAGAUUCAAUGAAUGGCUUGUUUCGGCAUUUGUUACUCCCAGUGGUGUGAGAUUCAUAUUGCUACACGACACUUCCAAUACUGACGGCAUACGCAAUUUCUUCCAAGAGUGUUAUGAACUGUAUAUCAAGGUGCUGAUGAAUCCUUUUACUGAAAUUAAUGCUCCCAUUACUUCUGGUGCGUUUGAUCAACGCAUACGUGCUCAGGGUCGUAAAUGGCUGUAG